This is a messenger RNA of Guillardia theta CCMP2712, 1022 nucleotides long. RefSeq lists its product as hypothetical. The record is from RefSeq and is a predicted model, not a curated record. NCBI's taxonomy places the organism in Eukaryota, Cryptophyceae, Pyrenomonadales, Geminigeraceae. The transcript has 14 exons. Bases 21 to 1022 code for a protein of 333 amino acids.
AGAAGAAUUUGGUUUUGCGCAUGGCGCCGCUUGACCGACAGCAAAGCGCAAGGCUUGGCGCGUUAGCUUGUUGCGUUUCUGCCGCAGUGUGCCUCACGUUUCUAUCUGCCGAAAGUGGGCAAUCGGCCAAAGAUCUCAAACGGACCUCGCUUCUCGAAGCAACCGGGGCGAGGGGAUUAGACAAUGAGUGGCUUGGUCUUCCCUCAAAGACCGAUUACUAUUCGGAUGACUGGAACAGCGAGGAAAGUCCCGAUGCCUUCGCGGAUGACUGGGAGGGUUACGGGCAUACACCCUACUCAGGGAGAGUGCUGAGUGUCACCGGCAGUGGAUGGGAGCGAUAUCCAUACGGGGAUCUCAAUGCCUACAUUGACGGGGGAGGCGUCUUCAACAACGCAGACUUGGACUUUGAGGUUGGGAAGGAAGGCUGGACGGGAAAGUUCCCCGAGGGGGAGCCAGAGGGUGCGGAGAUCAAAGAUCGGUACUCAUACUUUUGGCCGGUUGAGAAUGGAAUGGGCUACCCCGAGGACGAACUGCCAGCUCGAAGAACGUACGAAUUCGAUGUGAGCAGUGGGGGCAGGUCUUAUGAUAGCUUCUGGGGGGGCAAGGAUCAGAUUUCCGAUUACCUUGAGAAGGAGAAUGAUUUCUUUCGACAUUCGUCGCUCUCUCCUGAGGAAGAUACACACAGGAGAUUGUCGUUCGAUCAAUCCACCGACCAAGAAAAAGCAAACAGAGACACCGAUGGCUACAAGGGUUUCUGGAGAGAAGACAUCGAUCUUGGUGGUGGCCUGGCAGGGGCAAGCAAUGAGGAUGUGCUCGGCGACGACGGGUUGAUUUGGACAUAUCGCAAGGCGUACAAUGACGACAGGGCCUACGACUACAGGGGAUGGCAGCAUGGCGACGACCUCCCACCGGGUGUGAAGAAGAUGGACAUGAGCUCGUCAUGGCCCUGGCAGCUCUUCAACUAUGCAGGUACCCGUUGCAUGGCGGAAAUCAGGUUGGAACCUGACAGGUUUGGCAGUUGA